AUGAUAACCACUUUUUUAAGUCAGCAUAGCCGUAGGACCACCUACAAUGCUAUUCGUUGGACGACCAAGCGAUCGUUUGCCCAUAUCAGCAAUCCUGUUGUUGAAAAGGAUUGUUCCUCCAUCACACCUCCUUAUGCCAAACUAGCCAAAAAUCUGGAUUUGGUCAAACGUGUUUUGGACAAUCGACCCUUGACAUUGGCAGAAAAGGUCGUUUAUUCUCACUUGACCCAUCCUGAAGAGACGGUACCCGUUCGUGGAGAAACCUAUUUGAAAAUCUCACCAGAUCGUGUGGCUAUGCAAGAUGCUUCAGCACAAAUGGCCCUUUUACAGUUCAUGCUCUCGGGCAUGUCUACCACUGCUGUACCAAGUAGUAUUCACUGUGAUCAUUUGAUUGCAGCCAACGAAGGAGCGGAUAAAGAUGUGAGUCAAUCAAAGAUAACCAACAAGGAGAUCUUUGACUUUUUGGAAAGUGCAGCCAAGAAAUAUGGUAUUGCGUUUUGGAAGCCAGGAAGUGGUAUUAUUCAUCAAAUUGUAUUGGAAAAUUAUGCUGCUCCUGGUGGUUUGAUGCUUGGCACCGACAGUCAUACGCCCAAUGCAGGCGGUUUGGGUAUGAUUGCUAUUGGUGUGGGUGGCGCGGACGCGGUAGAUGCUAUGGCCAAUAUUCCUUGGGAAUUGAAAGCGCCCAAUAUCAUUGGUGUGAAACUGACAGGACGAUUGAGCCCCUGGGCCAGCCCCAAAGACGUGAUUCUCAAACUAGCAGGGCUUUUAACAGUACGUGGAGGCACGGGUCAUAUUGUGGAAUACUUUGGCGAGGGUGUUCAGACGCUUUCAUGUACGGGUAUGGCGACGAUGUGUAAUAUGGGGGCUGAAGUAGGCGCCACGACCUCGAUCUUUCCUUACACGGGUCGUAUGCGCUCCUAUUUGGACGCGACAGGCCGUCAUGCGGUGGGCCAAGCAGCCGAUCAGCACGCCUCUUUCCUCCAAGCGGACGCCGGCGCUCACUACGACCGCGUCAUCGAGAUCAACUUGUCCGAUGUAGAACCUCAUAUCAACGGACCGUUCACACCUGACUUGAGCACGCCCUUGAGCAAAUUCAAGGAUUUGGUUUUGGAGAACGGAUGGAAAGACGAAGUGAGUGCUUCCUUGAUUGGCAGCUGCACCAAUUCAUCUUAUCAGGACAUGUCCCGUGCGGCUUCUGUGGCCAAACAAGCGAGUGAUGCAGGUGUGCCCAUCAAGGCACCAUUUUUAGUCACUCCGGGUUCGGAACAAGUGCGUGCCACCAUUGAACGUGAUGGACAACAACACGUCUUUGAAAGUGUGGGAGGCCAAGUGUUGGCCAAUGCUUGUGGACCUUGUAUUGGUCAGUGGAAACGGUCAGAAAAGAAAGGCAAAGAGAAUGCGAUUUUGACCUCCUUUAAUCGUAACUUCCGUAGCCGAAAUGAUGGUAAUGCGCAAACCAUGAAUUUCUUGGCUGCUCCUGAGAUUGUCACGGCCAUGGCUUUUUCAGGCAAGUUAACGUUUAAUCCCAUGGUGGACAGUUUAAAAGAUAAGGAUGGCAAUGACUUCCGUUUCCAGCCUCCCACGGGCGAUGAUCUUCCUCAACACGGAUUUGAAGCAGGCAGAAAGACCUAUGAGCCACCCUCACCGACACCGACGCCUGACGCUUCGGUUCAAAUUACGAUUGAUCCCCAGUCCAAACGACUUCAAGCGUUAGAGCCGUUCAAUGCAUGGAACGGUGAAGAAUUCAAGAAUAUUCGGGUGCUCGUGAAAGUGAAGGGAAAAUGUACGACGGAUCACAUCUCAGCGGCGGGACCCUGGCUCAAAUACAAAGGGCAUUUGGAAAACAUUGCUGAAAAUACCCUGAUUGGCGCUUUGAAUGCGGAUAAUGACAAAGUCAACGUGGUGCGCGAUGUGACAACGAACCAAGACGACACGAUUCCUGAAGUCGCCAAAUCCUACAAGCGCCAACAGAUCGAAUGGACGGUGGUAGCCGACCACAACUAUGGCGAAGGUUCGGCUCGUGAGCAUGCCGCUUUGCAAGUACGUUACCUCGGGAGUCCAUUGAUUAUUUCACGCUCUUUUGCUCGUAUUCACGAAACCAAUCUGAAAAAGCAAGGGGUGAUUCCUUUGACGUUCAAGAACGAGGCUGACUAUCAAAAGAUCAACGGAGGGGAUGUGAUUGAUACGGAAGGAUUGAAGCAUUUGGCGCCGGGUUCACCUGUGACAUUGGUUGUCACCAAGCCGGAUGGUACUCGCGUGCGUAUUGAGGCUGUUCAUACUCUGAGUGACGAUCAAAUUCAGUGGAUUCGUGAAGGUUCAGCGUUGAACCUUAUCAAGAAGAAAGUCUCUGCCCAACUCUAA
Mycotypha africana is the source of this 2361-nucleotide messenger RNA. RefSeq names its product aconitate hydratase. Gene Ontology annotation, cellular component: mitochondrion; cytosol. The transcript is spliced from 6 exons. Bases 1 to 2361 code for a protein of 786 amino acids. The record is from RefSeq and is a predicted model, not a curated record. Lineage: Eukaryota; Fungi; Mucoromycota; Mucoromycetes; Mucorales; Mycotyphaceae. Gene Ontology annotation, biological process: tricarboxylic acid cycle. Gene Ontology annotation, molecular function: 4 iron, 4 sulfur cluster binding; aconitate hydratase activity.